This is a messenger RNA of Fusarium venenatum, 501 nucleotides long. Lineage: Eukaryota; Fungi; Ascomycota; Sordariomycetes; Hypocreales; Nectriaceae. The record is from RefSeq and is a predicted model, not a curated record.
AUGGGCCUUAACUUGGAGUUGUACAGAAGCGUGAAGGACCUACCCCUAUCGGAGCGUAAAGAACGUCUGCGACACCUUUCACAUUCGGAACCCUCUAGGGUUUGGAUGAUCGUCAACAGGGAGGAGAAGGCCCAGAGGCUGCAAGAACUCAUCGCAGGUCGUGACCUUGUUCAAGCCGCCCUGAUUAGCCCAUCCAAGAUUGUAUCGAGCAUGUCGUUGAAAUAUACCCUGCUUGGCCGAAGCACUUACUCCCAUGACGAGAAUAUGAUGGUUACACGAAUCGCCAACGACGUCGCAAGAACGAGUCAGACCUUGGUUGACUACAUCGCUGAUUUCGAUCAAAAGGCUCGACCUUUCCCCUUGGAUGCAUGGAAGCUAGGGUAUUGUGAUUUGUAUUAUAUCGAUGGAGGCAGUGCUACACUAGAGGGGAUCUAUGAGGCAUGCCUUCGAGAUGAGGAACUCCAAACCCCUGCCGCACGCGCUAGAGAACUCGUUCGGUAA